Molecule: messenger RNA, 1381 nt
Organism: Anolis carolinensis (green anole)
Lineage: Eukaryota; Metazoa; Chordata; Lepidosauria; Squamata; Anolidae
Product: lysozyme C, milk isozyme-like
Exons: 4
Coding region: 280-720 (146 amino acids)
Molecular function (GO): lysozyme activity
Source: RefSeq, a predicted model, not a curated record
UCUCCUCAAUCUUACAGAAAGGAAAAGGUUGAGGGGUCUUCUUUAGGUCAAGUUGUCAGCAAAGCUUCUUAAUCUCUUUAAUCAAUAUGUUCUGAUGCUUUUUAAUUGAUAGCCUCUAUCAGUAUUACUUUCGCAACAACAAUGUAUUCUUCAUCUGAUGAAAUAUUAGUUCUGGGGACAGAGAGAACCUAACAAGUUCUGUGACAUCCGCAUCACCAGAUUAUAAAAGAUCUGGCUUAUCUGCUAUAUUCUCAUCCCAGUGUGUAGACGGCUGCAACCAUGAGAAUGCUAGCUGUUGUUGCCUUACUCAACCUUGUCCUUGUGGCAAGUGAAGCCAUAACAUUAGAGCCAUGUGCCCUAGCACUGGAACUGACAUUCUGGAGGAUGUCUGGAUACCUUGGUUACACCCUAGCUGACUGGCUGUGCAUAGUGCACCAUGUAAGUGAUUUCAGCAUUCAACCUCCACUGUCAAAAACAGCUGAAAAAGCCUAUGGCAUAUUCGGCUUUAGCAAUAAAUACUGGUGCUCUGACGGUGUUCAGCCCUCAAGAAAUUACUGCAACAUUUCCUGUGAAAAAUUUCUUGAUGAUGACAUCCAGGAUGAUGUUCUCUGUGCCAGGAGAGUUUUGACCAGGAAUGAGGGAGCGCAGACCUGGCCACAGUGGGCUGAAAAGUGUCGUGGGAAAGAUCUUUCCAGUUACCUCAAGGACUGUAAACUCUGAGAUCCCACUUCUGGCUGGCAUUUUACCAUCAGAAUUGCUUGUAUUUUGUCCUGUACUUCUCUUGUUCAUUCUGCUUUUGAAUUUGGAUGCCUCUUAUAGUAGUAGUAGUAGUAGUAGUAGUAGUAGUAAUAAUAAUAAUAAUAAUAAUCAUCAUCUUUAUUUAUACCCACCCUAUCUCCCCGUGGGGACUCAGAGCAAUUACCGACAAGUAAAGGCAAACAUUCAAUGCCCAUAACAAAGAUAAUAAUCUUAAAAUUUAAACAAAAAUCACUAAUAAAUUAAUUUACAACACCUUACAUUGCAUUAAUUUUUUAUUUUAGUAUUCCACAGCCCUGCUGAACCAGUGAUCAGCUAAAUCCAAACAGCAUAUUGAUGACAGCCAUAGCUACAAAACAUGUGGCAGAGGAGAGAGAUAUCCUCUUAUAGCCCUACUGAUUUGUGAAUUUUAUCCUGUUGAAAAUAUUGGGACAAGUUUCCAUCACUAACUAGUCCCAUUACUUUAACACCACCCCAAAUGUUUGUCUCAUUCCUUUCCUCAAAAAUGAAAAUGUUAAUGAAACAGUUGAGGGAAACACCCCUUACUUUAGUAUGUUUGAAUUUUUUCUGCUGCUGUUUAUUUGAUUUCUCCAUUUGCAUAUUCAAUUAAAAGUUUAAGAAGUAA